Strigops habroptila (Kakapo) is the source of this 3210-nucleotide messenger RNA. It is a transcript of the gene SRSF1, whose product is annotated as serine and arginine rich splicing factor 1. Bases 461 to 1207 code for a protein of 248 amino acids. The transcript has 4 exons. Gene Ontology annotation, cellular component: nucleus; cytoplasm; ribonucleoprotein complex. The record is from RefSeq and is a predicted model, not a curated record. Gene Ontology annotation, molecular function: mRNA binding. NCBI's taxonomy places the organism in Eukaryota, Metazoa, Chordata, Aves, Psittaciformes, Psittacidae.
GUCACACGCCCUGCCGCUGUAAAAGCCGCGGUCGGCCGUUGCGUUGCUCCCUCACCGCGGGCACCGGGAGCCUCUCGGGACAGCCCCGGGCCCGCUGCGGCCUCGCGCGGAGGAGCCGCGCCGCCAGCGCGCGUUGAGCUUCUCCGGAGGCAGCCGCUGAGGGGCGAGAAGAGAAGGGACUACUUUUCACCGGAUCCGCGCCUGCGCAGUACGGAGGAGCGAGGGCGCGGCGGAAGACACCGGUCAGCGCUUCAUUCGCCGCGAGCGCGGGAGGUGCUGCGUCCCGGGGUGAAAUCACUGCGCGCAGUCGGAGCGUGAGGGGAGCCGCGGGCGCCAUUUUGAAGCGGUUGUUGGGGGAGGCGGCGCGCUCGCUCCCGUGUGCCCGGCCCGGCCCCGCGCCCGCCGCCCGCCCGCUCCCUGCGCCCGGCCCUGCACCGCCGCAGCCAUUGCCGACCUUGCCAUGUCCGGAGGGGGCGUGAUCCGCGGCCCAGCCGGCAACAACGACUGCCGCAUCUACGUGGGGAACCUACCCCCCGACAUCCGCACCAAGGACAUCGAGGACGUCUUCUACAAGUACGGGGCCAUCCGCGACAUCGACCUCAAGAACCGCCGCGGGGGCCCGCCCUUCGCCUUCGUCGAGUUUGAGGACCCCAGGGACGCGGAGGACGCCGUCUACGGGCGGGACGGCUACGAUUACGAUGGGUAUCGCCUCCGCGUGGAGUUCCCUCGGAGCGGCCGGGGCACCGGCAGAGGCGGCGGCGGCGGCGGAGGGGGUGGAGCCCCCCGGGGCAGGUACGGCCCCCCGUCCCGGCGCUCGGAGUACAGAGUGAUUGUCUCGGGGCUGCCUCCAAGUGGAAGUUGGCAGGAUUUAAAGGAUCACAUGCGUGAAGCAGGUGAUGUAUGUUAUGCUGAUGUUUUCCGAGAUGGCACUGGUGUCGUGGAGUUUGUACGGAAGGAAGAUAUGACCUACGCUGUGCGAAAACUGGAUAACACUAAAUUUAGAUCUCAUGAGGGAGAAACUGCCUACAUCCGUGUUAAAGUUGAUGGCCCAAGAAGUCCAAGCUAUGGAAGAUCUCGGUCACGCAGCCGUAGUCGUAGCAGAAGCCGUAGUCGAAGCAACAGCAGAAGCCGCAGUUAUUCCCCAAGAAGAAGCAGAGGAUCUCCACGCUACUCUCCCCGCCACAGCAGAUCCCGAUCUCGUACAUAAGCGAUCACUAGCUCUGAUCUUUUUGUAGAAGCCCAUGUUGUACACAGUUUUCCUUUACUUAGUACAGUCUCUCAUUAUUCCUUUUUUUUUUAAUUUUUAAAUUCCAACUGUUUUACUCAAAUUGGCUGAAGUGUUGAAUUGCAUUCUUGUGUAAAAUCCCUAGUGAGUAUUUGCUCCUUCACAUCGACAUUCCCCUCAUGUCUUUGGUAAAUUGUAUUUUAAUUGAUGUCAGUCAGGAUUGUUUCGGUUUAGUUUCUAGUUAAAUACCAACAUUCUUGGAGCUGUGGUAUUGCUGUGUAAAUGUCUCAGUGUUCAGCUAUGGUUUAUACGAGCUGGGGAUGUUGGGAUGUUUGUGGCUAACUUGUCUCUUCUGGGGGAUCUUAUAUUUUAUCUUGCCUUUUCGUGUGUCUUUCUGUAGACAUAUCUGAAGAGAUGGAUUAAGAAUGCUUUGGAUUAAAGGAUUGUGGAGCACAUGUCAAUCAUUUUAGGAUUGUCAAAAGGAGGAUUGAGGAGGAUCAGAUCAAUAAUGGAGGCAAUGGUAUGACUCCAAGUGCUAUUGUCACAGAUGAACUUGGCAGUAUUGACCUUAUACCGAGAGCCAGGCUAAUGGAGCGCGUGCACCUCCGUGUCACGUCAGGCAUGGUCUAGUUACCGCAGGCUACAAUUGCUCUUUGCUUUAAAACUCUCUUUUGGGGGGGCAAUUGUGGCUAAAUACUUGCUUUUGUUAUUCUCUAGUCCAUUAUUCCAUUCUGGUUUUAGUUUGGUUUUUUUUUUUUUUUUAAAGGAAUAAACUGGGUCGGGGUGGGAGUUUUGGUUUACUUUGUCACGCAGCAUUUGGUUACAAGUGUUAAAUGUUCUGUGGUAGUCGUGCACUUGUAGUAGAUCAAAGGGUAUCUUUCAAUCGGAGUAUAAUAUCAAUACUGCUAAAAUCUGCAUGUCCUCUGUGUGACUGAUACAGCGUUGCUAUUGCAUUUCUUAAAGUAUCAGACUGAAAGCAAAAAUACAACCAAACAACUUAGAAAACCAAGUGGGGAAUAACUUAAAGUCUCAGCCCUGCCCCCUCAGACUAAUUGUCAAUUGACUCACCGAUCCGUUUGCGAACUCCAGUUCCCGGUGUUCCCUUCCAGCCGGGAAUGCUGUUGUAGCUCAGGCCUGCAGCAGGUGGAUAGUGUUGGCAGUUAAAGCUCUUCCAGUUUCGUAGCCCAUUUUUUGCGACCACAAAGCCGUGCGAGCGAUGAGUAUGUUGGCAUUUUCAGUUGACAUAUUGUAAAUAUGACAAAUGUUUCCUCCGAGUAGUAAUUAACAUUUCUAAGAAAGAAUUAUCUGAGCAUCACCAUUCACGAGUUUGUUUUGGGGAAUUGAUAGUUAUUACUGUACAUCUCUGUUAAUUGAUGGCAAACAUAACUGAUCAUUCCCCAGAAUCCUAUUUUUUCAUUACAGUAUCUAACUUUUUGCCUCCUCUUUUUUGGUUUUGCUGGUUAUAAAGGUUUGGAUUGGAGAGGGCUCACUGGAUCCCAAUCCUUGGAGCUGGAUCAUUGGAUUCAAAUCAUAAUGUGGAUAGGAUAGGGAGGCUGAAUUACAAGGAUUCAUGGAGCGGGAUCAAAUUACCAGGAACAUAGGAGUGGAUUCCUGCCCCAACCAAACCGCACUCGUGUGGAGUCUUUUUGUUAUUCAACUCAAUUGGCUAUUCCAAAGAUACCUUUUUUUUUUUCCUAUUUUUGACGAUGGGAGCCCUUAAGAUGCACGAUGGAGUUUUUUCCAUGGUUUUUGGUAAAAGGAGCAAAGCGAGGACCUGGAGAGGUGCGUUGGAGCGAUCUCCUUGGAAGGAUUCAGCACAAGUAGAUGGUAAACGCUAAAGGGGAAAAAGGGGGGUUUGUUUAAAACAUUAAACCGAAGUCAUUUCUCUAAAUUUAACGACCAAUUGGAGUUAAAGAUUGAGCAGGUUUUCAAUUGGCUUCUGCCUUUUCCUUUUCUUUAACAAAUAAAAUUUUUACAGAAACACA